CAAAGAUCGGACAGCGCGUGCAUUCGGACUCUGUAAAAGUUUGGUCAACACAUUCAACCUGAGCUGGCUUAAGAGGAGAGACCUGAGGAAGGCACAGAGUGAGGCAAAUCUCCCCCAACACAGUCUAAUACUGGAUGUUGUCACACGAUGGGGCACUAAGCAGAAGAUGGUAGAGAGGGUGCUCGAGCAACUCCCAGCCAUAAGAAGUGUCCUGGUUCAAGACCGUAAACAUAGCCACCUCAAUCCAACCUGGCAAGAUGUUUCUGUGUUGGAGUCCAUCAACGCAGCAAUGAAACCACUAGCUGACUUCACAGACGUCCUCUCAGGGGAAAGAUACGUCACAGUGUCCUCAGUUAAACCUGUGAUGGAACUGAUAAAAGACGACCUUCUCUCUCCAGGCCCUGAUGACACUGCACUGACAGCCAGCAUUAUACAAAACAUGUGCAGGGUCCUGACUGAAAAAUACAAAUCACCUGAAAUCCAAGUCCUCCUGAGAAAGGCCACCAUCUUGGAUCCAAGGUAUCGUGGCAGCAUGGAGGAGGCAGAGGCAUUGGAUGAUGUCAAACAACAGCUUGUCCAAGAGCUACUGGACAUAAUAGGGCCAGAAGAAAGUGGAGAAGGUGCCAGUGGUGAGAGCUGCAGCAACGCUGCUGGAGGAAACGUGGAUGAACCUACUGCUACCGCACCCACCAAGAAGAUGAAGCUGAGUGACUUUCUUCGAAACAGAAGAGCUCAUCUCACAAGUCAGACCCAGGCUUCCUUUCCAAAAAGAGUGCAGGCUGAUACAGAGCUGACCAAAUUCCUCCAAGAAGAUGCACUUGAUGCAGCUUGUGAUCCCUUGAUGUGGUGGCAUGACAAUCAAAGAAAAUAUCCUUUGAUGGCCAAGUUGGCCCAAAAGUACAUGUGCAUUUGUGCAACAAGCACCAGCUCAGAGAGAAUGUUUAGCACAGCUGGCCACAUUGUUACUCCUGAGAGAUCCUGCCUUAAGCCACACAAAGUCAACAUGUUGGUAUUUCUUGCUCGGAAUCUGCAAGACUAAAGAAGCUACAGAUUUGCAUAUGACCUGUUGAGGCAUCCGCUUUCAGUCAUGUUUUUUGUUGUUAGUUUGCACUUUUUUUGCACAAAGGUCCUAAUUGGCAGUUUUGCCUGUAUGUCUGAGCCUAAUGUUUAUUAUUUGUUGAAGUGCAAUCUGGUUUACAUCCUUUUUAUUUAGUGUUUAAAUUGUAUUUAUUGUUUUUGGUUGUGUUUGGUUUUUAUUCAAGAGCAUUUUUGGUUAAAAUAAUUUUAUUUAUUGUUUUUGGAUGUUUUGUUAAUUAAUUCUGGAUAUUUUAAAUGUCUUCCAGAUGUCCAGUUCCAGUGUUCUUUAAAAAUAAAAGUUUAUUGAUCUUCGAAA
This is a messenger RNA of Platichthys flesus (European flounder), 1393 nucleotides long. Its product is annotated as E3 SUMO-protein ligase ZBED1-like. Lineage: Eukaryota; Metazoa; Chordata; Actinopteri; Pleuronectiformes; Pleuronectidae. The transcript is spliced from 2 exons. The record is from RefSeq and is a predicted model, not a curated record. The coding region runs from base 167 to 1039 and encodes 290 amino acids. Gene Ontology annotation, molecular function: protein dimerization activity.